This is a messenger RNA of Ilyonectria robusta, 1059 nucleotides long. RefSeq names its product alcohol dehydrogenase. The record is from RefSeq and is a predicted model, not a curated record. Gene Ontology annotation, molecular function: zinc ion binding; oxidoreductase activity. NCBI's taxonomy places the organism in Eukaryota, Fungi, Ascomycota, Sordariomycetes, Hypocreales, Nectriaceae. Bases 1 to 1059 code for a protein of 352 amino acids. The transcript has 2 exons.
AUGCGUGCCGCCGCUUUGAUCGGCGCCUAUAACGUCUCAAUCAUCGACAUACCGGUGCCGGUACUUCAAAAUGCUACGGAUGCUAUUGUCCGCAUCACUGCGUCCGCCAUCUGCGGUUCCGACCUGCAUUAUUACCAUGAGGGCCUUGGAUCUCCUGAAAACCCAGUUCCUAUUGGCCAUGAAGCUAUUGGUUACGUCGAGGCGAUUGGUGACGCCGUGCAAGGGCUGCAAGUCGGCGACUACGUUGUUAUCCCAGACAACGUAGACGACGGCCAUUUCAACUUUGGCCCUGAACUGCCUCUCUCAUAUGGUGGACUUCAGCUUGGAGGCCUUCAGGCUGAAUACGCUCGAGUCCCGUUUGCGGAUGAUAGCUUGAUUCCCGUUCCAGUCAAUGCAAGCACAGACGCUAGCACUAUAUUCAACUACCUUUUCGUAUCUGACAUCUUCGCAACUGGAUGGACCGUCCUCGAUUUUGCCGGAUUCCAACCGGGUGAUACGGUAGCAGUAUUUGGCGCUGGUCCUGUCGGGCUUCUGGCCGCGUACUCUGCACUCCUCCGUGGCGCGUCAAAGGUGUACUCCAUCGAUCGUGUUCAGGCUCGCCUUGACCUUGCAGAGUCAAUUGGAGCUAUACCAAUCAAUUUCAACCAGACUGAUCCUGUGGAGCAGAUCCUAGCUCUGGAACCAAACGGAGUUACUCGAAGCGUGGAUUGUGUAGGGUAUGAAGCUGUGAAUGCCCAGGGCGAGAUCGAGUUGGGCAUCGUUCUCCGCAAUAUGAUCAGCAUUACCAGUGACUAUGGCGGUGUGGGAGUCGUCGGAGUUUACCUUGGAGAGGAAACAACAACAAUGUCGAUGACCCAAUUCUGGCGCAAGGCUUUAACUAUGGGCAGCGGUAUUGUCCUACCGUUGCAGCACGCCACCGAGUUGGUCCAGUUAAUCGCUAGUGGCCGAGCUGCUCCGAGUUUCAUUGUCAGCGCAACCAUUGGUAUCGAAGAGGUGCCGGAGUACUACCGUCGCUUUGACCAGCAGCUCGAGACGAAGGUUGUGAUAGAAUUUCCCUAG